Molecule: messenger RNA, 1306 nt
Organism: Drosophila innubila
Lineage: Eukaryota; Metazoa; Arthropoda; Insecta; Diptera; Drosophilidae
Product: proline-rich protein 4-like
Exons: 4
Coding region: 1-1098 (365 amino acids)
Source: RefSeq, a predicted model, not a curated record
AUGAAGUUGAUGAGUACAGCGACAACGCUCGCUCUGGUGCUACUGCUGGCUACUAGCUAUGCACAAGCUGAGGAAGAGAAGAGUACCGCUGUGGAGAAGACAGCAGCUGAGCCUGUAGAUAAGAAGGUCGAGGAAGCUGCUAGUGACGAUACCACAAAAUCGAAACGAGGACUUCAUCACUAUGAGGAUUACCAUCAUCAUCAUGUGCCACACUUUCCAGUGCAUGAGGAAAAGACACUGACAGUCAUUAAGAAGGUGCCAGUUCCAGUACCCAUAGAGAAAAUUGUUCAUGUGCCUGUCGAAAAACAUAUCCAUGUUCCCGUGAAAGUCAAGGUACCCAAGCCUUAUCCCGUGGUCAAGCAUAUUCCCUAUGAGGUUAAGGAGAUCGUUAAAGUGCCUUAUGAAGUUCCCGCGCCAUAUCCCGUCGAAAAGAAGAUUCCCGUGCCAGUUCAUGUGCCCUACGAUCGUCCAGUGCCCGUCAAGGUUCAUGUGCCCGCACCCUACCCGGUGGAGAAAAAGGUUCAUGUGCCUGUGAAAGUUCAUGUACCAGCUCCUUAUCCAGUUGAAAAGAUUGUCCACUACAAUGUAGAGAAGCACGUGCAUGUCGACAAGCCCUACCCCGUCGAGAAGAUCGUCCACUACCCUGUGAAGGUGCCCGUUGAUAAGCCAGUGCCCUACCACGUCGAUAAGCCAGUGCCGCACUAUGUUGACAAGCCUGUGCCAGUGCCAGUGAUCAAGAAGGUGCCAGUUCCCGUCCAUGUGCCCUACGAUCGUCCCGUGCCCGUGCAUGUUGACAAACCAGUGCCUUAUGAGGUGAAAAUCCAUGUGCCCGCACCUUACCCCGUGAUCAAGGAAGUGCCAGUCAAGGUUGAGAAACACGUUCCAUAUCCCGUGAAAAUUCCAGUGGAGAAGCCUGUCCAUGUUCACAUUGAGAAACAUGUGCCCGAAUAUCACGAGAAACACGUCACCUACAAGGAACCCGAGUUUGUGCACAAGCACAUUGAGGAGGAGCAUCAUCAUGAGCCCAUCCAUCAUCACUCAUCGCAUUCAUAUUCGGCACCCAUCGAGGAACAUCAUGAGCAUGAGCAUGAGCAUUGAAAAGCGUAAGCGUAACGGUUAUGAAUGGAUCAAAAUCUUACAAAAUUUCCUUCACAAAACAUACUUAGAAACAUUCCAUCACAUAUUCCAUAUCAAACCAUAUGCCUACUAUACCAAUACCACAUUGCUAUGCAGAACGUGAUAACGAUAGAGAUUCAGAUAUCAAUUUUAAAAACGACUAACGUGAUGACGAACUUAGUUUUUACGC